AUGUCGACAAUGUCAGCACUCCAAUUAUCACGCCAGCUCACUCUGCGCAAUAUGCGCAACCCACAGACCUCUAUCCUCGCCCGCUCGCUCCUGGCCUCGCGCCCCGCCAGCACCAGCUCUAAACCAGUACCCAAAGGCCGACUACUCGAGAAGCCUACACGCUUCAACCCGCCGUCUCACCCCGCUCGCCUACCCCGCCGCAACAGACAACCUGCCUUCCAAGUGCCUUUGAGUGCCAAAGAGAAGGAACAGCAGAAGAGGAAGCAAUACCCACACAUGAUGCCACCCGAGGGAACCUUUUUCCACUGGUUCCUCACGAAUCGCACCAUUCACGUCUGGAUCACCAUGUCCAUCCUCAUCUCCCUCGCCUUCUUCACCUGGCUCAACAACUUCUUGACAAACACGCCUUACCUCGACCAACUACCACCCAACAACAUGUUCUUUUCUCAUCCCAUCGCAUUCCUAUCUCGUUACGCCGAAGUCUACAAUCUUCACUCCCAAUACAUUUCCAUCCAGACCGCCGAGCUCCGCAAAAACAAAGUCGACGAUGUGAGAAAGAGGGCAGAGUUUAGAAAAGCACAUGGUUUGAACGAGGAAGAGGGUGUGUUUGGUGGCUGGAGUGCUAGAGAUAGUGGAGAGAAGAAGGAGGAGGAGAGUGAGGUUUUGGGGGCUGUGGGUAAUGAGAUGCCUGUGAGCAAGGAGGUACAGAAGGAGAGGGAGGUCUUGGAGGCUACGACGGUUGAUAAGGAAAACGCUGGAGAGACGUAUACUGAUUUUGAGGGUAAGAGGAGGCCGAUCAAGAAGUGGUUGGGUAUUUGGUAG
Messenger RNA from Aureobasidium melanogenum CBS 110374, 822 nucleotides. RefSeq lists its product as uncharacterized. The coding region runs from base 1 to 822 and encodes 273 amino acids. Lineage: Eukaryota; Fungi; Ascomycota; Dothideomycetes; Dothideales; Saccotheciaceae. The transcript has 2 exons. The record is from RefSeq and is a predicted model, not a curated record.